AUGACUUUAUUUGUAUUAACAGAUCAACUUUCAAAUACCAUACGACAGUCUAAACUACCAGAUAAAAAAAAAGAUGAGUUAUUAUCGUCUGAUACCAUUUCACACACUAAAUUAAUCAAAUUUUAUGAAACUUUUCACCCAACACCAUCAUUAUUACAAUUAAUUAAACAAACAAAACUACAUAUACCUAAAUAUGAACAAUUCAACAAACCAAAGACUAAAGAAUUUAUAAAACAGAUGGAGAAAUUAAGAUUAGAAGCAAAAGAAAAAGAAUAUCAAAAAUUAAUACAACAACCUGAAAAAUUUGAAACAUUAUAUGAUAAUUCAAAUCAAGAAUAUAUAUCACCAUCAAAAGCUCAUAAAGAAUUGAAAAAUCAAUUAACUACAAUAGUUAAUAUAUUUAUAAGUGUUGCUAGUGUUGCUUAUGCAAUGUGGUAUUGGACAAAAUCUUCUUGGGGUUUAAAAGAUAGUUAUAGAGUAUUAUUAACUAUUUUUAUUGGUUUAUUGGUGUUAAUAGCUGAAGUUGUAGUUUAUAUGGGAUAUUUAAAUAAGGUUGAAGAAGCUAAAAUUAAAGAACUUCAAAAGAAAGAAGUUAAAAAAAUUAUAAAAACUUUUGAUUUUACAAGUUAA
Molecule: messenger RNA, 630 nt
Organism: Lodderomyces pseudojiufengensis
Lineage: Eukaryota; Fungi; Ascomycota; Pichiomycetes; Serinales; Debaryomycetaceae
Gene: VPH2
Product: Vph2p
Exons: 1
Coding region: 1-630 (209 amino acids)
Biological process (GO): vacuolar proton-transporting V-type ATPase complex assembly
Cellular component (GO): endomembrane system
Source: RefSeq, a predicted model, not a curated record